UACUCAUCUUAAACUGUAUCUGUUUGGAAUGUUACGUAAAAAAUUUUCCUUCUUGUCUUCUGGUGAAGAGAGAAAUGUACAAAUUUGCUUUUUGUUUCUUUUCAGCAUUCAGUAUGGCUUCUCCAGCUCUACUCAUGCGUGUGGUCGCCUCUGCGUAUUCUGUUGCAGAAAAAGCUGCAACAAUUGUUAGAAAUGUAAUGGCUGCAGGAGAUCUGGGGAUAGUGGAGAAGACUGGAGCCAAUGACUUGCAGACCAAAGCUGACCGACUGGUACAAAUGAGCAUUUGUGCUUCCCUGGCACGGAAGUUUCCCAAGAUGACAAUCAUAGGAGAAGAAGAACUGUCCACUGAUGAGGUAACUGAGGAACUAAUUGAAGAUGGUCACUGUGAAGAAAUACUGAAGAAAACUUGUCCUGCUCAGUACACAGGAAUUAAAGAGGAAGAGCUUGUAAUAUGGGUUGAUCCCUUGGAUGGAACAAAGGAGUACACUGAAGGUCUCCUUGACCACGUAACGGUUCUUAUUGGAAUUGCUUAUGGAGGCAAAGCAAUAGCAGGAGUUAUUAACCAGCCAUAUUACAACUAUGAGGCAGGAGCUGAUGCUGUGUUGGGCAGGACAAUCUGGGGAGUCCUGGGCAUAGGUGCCUUUGGAUUUCAGCUCACAGAAGCACCUGCUGGGAAACACAUCAUUGUUACCACCCGUUCUCAUAGCAGUACCCUGGUAAAUGACUGCAUCAGUGCCUUGAACCCAGACAGUGUCAUCAGAGUUGGAGGAGCAGGAAACAAGAUCAUUCAACUUAUAGAAGGCAAGGCAUCUGCUUAUGUGUUUGCCAGUCCUGGGUGCAAGAAAUGGGAUACAUGUGCACCUGAAGCUAUUCUACAUGCUGUGGGAGGCAAGAUAACUGAUAUCCAUGGAAAUUCAUUUCAGUAUAACAAGGAAGUGAAACACAUGAAUUCAGCUGGGGUCCUUGCCACUUUAAGAAAUUAUGACUAUUAUGCCAGUCGUAUUCCUAACACUGUUAAACAAUCUCUUGUGCCUUGAAGCAGUAAAGCAUCUUUACCUGGCCCAGAAGGCUGAGAAGUGAGCUUGGAGAACAAAAAAGAAAGAAGAAAACAGCGCUUGAAAUCUUGUUUUAUAGAAUCUGAACCAAAUUAUUCCAUUAAGGUGUUCAAUAAUUUCAAAAUGACAUGCAGAAUAUCUACGUAUGUUGGAUCAGAUUGUUUUGCUAUAUUCAGCAGAUAAUAUCAAAAAAAGUCAGAUUUCUUCAGUAAUAAUUUUCCAUAUAUUUGGGGAGUAUUCAUUCUUCACAUGGUAUGACUGUGUUUAAUCUACUGCUAAUCAUAAGACUCCAGUCCAAAAUCAUCUUAAUAUUCAGGGCACAAAAUCAUGUUAAGUCAUUUACCUGAUCUUGCUCAAUGUUUUUUGUUGUAUGUAGUCAACAAGGGUUUAUUGUGUUAAAUACAAAGGGAGUGAGAAUUUGCCUGGAUGGAUUAGCCCAUUUAUUAUAAAGUUUUGAUUCUUAGAAGUGAAUCUUUGAAUUUUUUGGUCUGCACUCAGUUUUGGGAUGGCCAAUGUUGCUAUUUGUGGCAAGUUGGCUUGUCUGAGUUUUGCAGGAGGGAGGAUGCAGUCCAGCUGGGCUUCUGCAAUCUCAGAGAGGGGUUCCUGGAUCACUGGGUCUGUUGAGGAUUGGUGAAGUGUUAAUACAGCAGGGCUCUGGACACCUCAGUUGAGGAGAACACCCAAGGAAACUGCAACAGGUGAGGAGUUCCCAGCACCAAUCCGAUGAUCUGAAAUGCCUCUGUCACGGUCUGUGCCACCUCAGUCUUGGAGAGCUUUGGGCAUCCUAGGUCACUUUGUCAUACAUGAGGACAACAAAAAUGCCAGAACUUGAAAUUUUUCAUGUCCAAAUUUUGAGAGAAAUGAAGUCCAGGUGCCUUUCCAACAACCUCAAGAGCUGAAGAACUUGACACUACCACUUCCCCCUCCUGUGGAACACAGGCAUGUUAGGGGAGGGGAGAGAGCAGGGGACAAAAUCACCUAAAAUGAACUUAAAAAUUAGCCUGUUUCAGUCAGCUUUCCCAUAGGUGUGGGGGUUAAAGCAGGAUUCAACUGUUCAGUCCACUUGAACACAAAAGAGAACAAGAAGUAAAUUACGUAUGACUAGCUAAAAUUGGUAACCCUAGCCAAAACAGAUAAAGUCUCUUCAAGCUGAAUUUAGGAUUCUGGAGUAUCUUGAACCAUGUUUUCUCCAGAUUUUGUGACCCAAGUCCCUC
Messenger RNA from Egretta garzetta (little egret), 2269 nucleotides. It is a transcript of the gene BPNT1, whose product is annotated as 3'(2'), 5'-bisphosphate nucleotidase 1. Gene Ontology annotation, molecular function: 3'(2'),5'-bisphosphate nucleotidase activity. Lineage: Eukaryota; Metazoa; Chordata; Aves; Pelecaniformes; Ardeidae. Gene Ontology annotation, biological process: phosphatidylinositol phosphate biosynthetic process. The transcript is spliced from 8 exons. The record is from RefSeq and is a predicted model, not a curated record. Bases 75 to 1037 code for a protein of 320 amino acids.